GUCUCAAUGAACCGGUAGGCUUCCGUGACGUCAUUGGCGCGCGCCGGAAGCGCGUCUCAUACUGGCCCCGCGACUGGCGGUGAGGAUGGCGUCUUUCAGGGAGCUUGGGUUGUCAUCGUGGCUCGUGGAACAAUGUCGGCAGCUGGGUUUGAAGCAGCCUACGCCCGUGCAGCUCGGCUGCAUCCCCGCCAUCCUGGAGGGUCGGGACUGCCUAGGCUGUGCCAAGACCGGCAGUGGCAAAACAGCAGCGUUCGUCCUGCCUAUCUUGCAGAAGCUGUCUGAGGACCCUUAUGGCAUCUUCUGCCUUGUUCUGACACCCACCAGGGAGCUGGCCUACCAGAUCGCGGAGCAGUUCCGAGUCCUGGGAAAGCCUCUGGGCUUGAAAGACUGCAUCAUCGUCGGCGGCAUGGACAUGGUGGCCCAGGCGCUGGAGCUCUCUCGGAAGCCUCACGUAGUCAUUGCCACGCCAGGGCGCCUGGCCGACCACCUCCGCAGCUCCAGCACCUUCAGCAUCAAGAAGAUCCGCUUCCUGGUGCUGGACGAGGCAGACCGCUUGCUGGAGCAGGGCUGCACAGACUUCACUGCAGACCUGGAGGCCAUCCUGGGGGCAGUGCCGGCCUGCAGGCAGACGCUGCUGUUCAGCGCCACGCUGACCGACACGCUCCGCGAGCUACAGGGCCUGGCCACCAACCAGCCCUUCUUCUGGGAGGCACAGGCACCGGUCCGCACGGUGGAACAGCUGGACCAGCGCUAUUUGCUCGUACCCGAGAAGGUGAAAGAUGCCUACCUGGUGCACCUGAUCCAGGGCUUCCAGGACGAACAUGAGGACUGGUCCAUCAUCAUUUUCACCAAUACCUGCAAGACUUGCCAGAUCCUGUGCAUGAUGCUGCGCAAGUUCAACUUCCCCACUGUGGCACUGCACUCGAUGAUGAAACAGAAAGAACGGUUUGCUGCCCUGGCCAAGUUCAAGUCCAGCAUCUACCGGAUCCUGAUCGCAACGGAUGUGGCAUCCCGGGGCCUGGACAUUCCCACUGUGCAGGUGGUCAUCAACCACAACACCCCCGGACUCCCCAAGAUUUACAUCCACCGUGUCGGCCGCACAGCCCGUGCAGGACGGCAGGGUAUGGCCAUCACGCUGGUGACACAGUAUGACAUCCACCUGGUCCAUGCCAUCGAGGAGCAGAUCAAGAAGAAGCUGGAUGAGUUCUCGGUGGAAGAGGCGGAAGUGCUGCAGAUCCUCACGCAGGUCAAUGUGGUGCGGCGGGAAUGUGAGAUUAAACUGGAGGCGACCAGCUUUGACGAGAAGAAGGAGAUCAACAAGCGGAAACAGCUGAUCCUGGAGGGGAAGGACCCUGACCUGGAGGCCAAGCGCAAGACUGAGUUGGCCAAGAUCAGGCAGAAGAAUCGGCGCUUCAAGGAGAAGGUGGAGCAGACACUACAGCGGCAGAAGGCCGGCGGGAGGCCCAGGGGGUGCCCACCCAGGGCCCAGCCAGGGUUCCACAGAGCCCUGCCCACCCAGGGCCCGGCCUGAGUCCACCACAGCCCCCAUCUACCUAGGACCCACCUGGGACUCCAUCGAGCCAAGGAGGGACCUGUCUGGAUACCCAGAACUGUCUCCCCUGGGCACGGCUGUCCCCCGCGGCCUGCUGGUCCCCCUCACCCUGGCGGGUAGCCCAUGGCUUCCGCCCUGCGUCCCCAGGCCAGUCCACAGCUCUGAGGUCAAACCAGACUCUAUACGUCAGCCACCUUGGCCCAGGGUCCCCUGUGGACUUGGUUUCGCCCUUUAUUAUGGAGAAGGGGUUUGUGA
Messenger RNA from Trichechus manatus latirostris (Florida manatee), 1807 nucleotides. RefSeq names its product DEAD-box helicase 49 (gene DDX49). NCBI's taxonomy places the organism in Eukaryota, Metazoa, Chordata, Mammalia, Sirenia, Trichechidae. Gene Ontology annotation, molecular function: ATP binding; RNA helicase activity; nucleic acid binding. The transcript has 13 exons. The record is from RefSeq and is a predicted model, not a curated record. Bases 86 to 1531 code for a protein of 481 amino acids.